AUGUCGCUGCAGCUGCUGCUUCUGCUGCUGCCUGUGCUGUGGGGAGUGCCCACGGCUCAGGAUCACAGGUACCAGCUGGAACUACCGGCGUCCGUGACAGUGCAGGAGGGCCUGUGUGUGCUCGUGCCCGGCAAAUUUUCCUAUCCCUGGACUGCCUUUGGAAUCCUCCAUGUGUUCUGGUUCCGGAAAGGGGCGGAUAGAAACCCUGAUAAUCCAGUGGCCACAAACAAAAUAGAACAGCAGCUGUAGGAGAGCACCCAGGGCCGGUUCUUCCUCCUCGGAGACCCCCAGGCCUACAACUGCUCCCGAAGCAUCCGAGACGUCAAUGUGGUGGCCAGUGGGACUUACUUCUUUCACAUGGGGAAAUACUUCAGGAAACACUCGUAUCGGGAUAAGAUGCUUUCUCUGCAUGUGACAGUCCUGACUCACAGACCCGACAUACUUAUCUCGGGGCCCCUGGAAUCUGGCCGCCCCAAGAACCUCACCUGCUCUGCGUCCUGGGCCUGUGAGCAGGGCACACCACCCCUCUUCUCCUGGACAUCAGCUGUUCUCACAUCCUUGGGCCCCAGGACCCUCCUCUCUUCAGUGCUCACCCUGACCCCACGGUCACAGGACCGUACCAGCCUCACCUGUCAGGUGAAGUUCCCUGGAGCUGAUAUGACCAUGGAAAGGACCAUCCAGCUCAACAUCACCUAUGCUCCACAGGACAUGGUCCUCAGCAUCUUCCAAGGAAACAGCACAGCCCUCAAAAUCCUGCAAAAUGCCUCUACCCUUCCCAUCCUGGAGGGCCAGGCUGUGCGGCUGCUCUGUGCUGCUAAGAGCAAUGCCCCUGCAGUGCUGAGCUGUUUCCUGCGGUCCGCAGCCCUGAACACCACCCCCAUAUCCACCAUUGCCAUCCUGGAACUGCCUCCCAUAGGGACUACAGGAGGAGACUGCACCUGCCUCGCUCAGCACCUGCUGGGCUCCCAAAAUGUCUCUGUGAACCUCUCCGUGGUCUGUAAACCAGAACCCAGGGCCAGUGGCGUCCUGGGAGCAGUUGGGGGAGCUGGCAUCAUGGCCCUGGUUUCUCUCAUCCUCUGUCUCCUCUUCAGAGUGAAGACCUGCAGGAAGAAGGCAGCCCAGCCAGUGCAGAGCAUGGAGAAUGUGAACCAAAUUGAGGCCUCAGGCUCUGGGGCUCAUCAGCACCGGUUCUGGACAGACUCCCCUUCAGAUCACCCAGCCCCUGCUGGGGUGAGCCCCAUCUCAGGAGAGGAACCGGAGAUCCACUAUGCUUCCCUCAGAUUUCACGAGGCUCCCAAAGAAAAAGGCACCAACAUCGAAUACGCAGAGAUCAGGACGCACAAGUGA
Molecule: messenger RNA, 1347 nt
Organism: Ceratotherium simum simum (southern white rhinoceros)
Lineage: Eukaryota; Metazoa; Chordata; Mammalia; Perissodactyla; Rhinocerotidae
Source: RefSeq, a predicted model, not a curated record